GCUGACCCUUACAUCUAUGAGCCAUCCUUAACUGCACCAAGUAAUAACUCUCCUACUAGAACAAUGGAAGACUGUGACGGCACGGGCCCGUCAGCAAAGCCGAUCGACAUUGUCCGUCAUUUACCGCUAUGCCUGGCCAAAUCUGAGAUCAUUCCUCCUGCUCCAAAUCGAUCCAAAUCUAGCUCUGAAUUUGAACCCGCAAUCGACUGGUUAUCUGACUUCGCCGGCUACUCAUGGAUUGCUUACGGCGCUUCGUCCCUCCUCGUCAUCAAGCACUUUCCCAACCCUCUAUCAGAGAGAGAAACUGCAAUUGGCUCCAUAUUACACCAAGUUUUCGAGCUGUCAGUGGACGGUACGGGUACUGUUUCCGCCGUUGCCUGGUCGCCAGCUACGCCUUCUUCUGGCGGCCUUGCGGCCUCUUUGGAUACUUGUAUUGGUUUGUUUUCGUUCCAGCCAGAAAUUUGUGAUAGUUCUUUUUGUUGGAGCCAGACUACAGUACUGGUUCAAUCUACAAAGGUGGAUGCGAUCAAAUGGACAGGGUCUGGAGAUGGGAUAGUAUCAGUUGGCAUUGAGGUGGUCUUAUGGAAAAAAUAUGAGAGAUCCUGGGAAAUAGCAUGGAAGUUUAGACCGGAAGUGCCUCAAAUGAUAGUGUCCGCUACCUGGUCAAUUGAAGGACCUUUGGCAACAGCACCUCUGCAUGGAUUGCAAGUUGAAGAUUUGGGUUUUCCUACCUGCUUGGAUAAAAACUAUGUAUUAGUGUUUCGAGGAGAUAAAGAUUCUCAACUUGCACAUGCUAUGCUUCCUCAUCCGCAGCCUGUUUCUAUGGUUCAAUGGAGACCAUCUGCAUCACGAGAGCCAAAUAAAGAUGGCAGAAGUUUCAAAAGGUUACUGCUGUUAACUUGUUGUCUAGAUGGGGCUGUGAGAUUGUGGAGUGAGAUGAAUGAUGAAAUGGUAAAAAAGCCAUUCAAAGAAAAUGAUCGCAAGGUUACUAGAUUAUGUCUUCAAGUGGUUGCUGUGGCUGAGAUGAAUCAACCAUUGAGUGGAAAACUAGGAUAUGAUAUAUUUGUAAGAUGGGCAACAGAUAUUGAUGGCGUUGUAAAGAUUGGAGAAGAAACUUGCUUGCAUUCCUCUCUUGAGGAAGACCAACAUGACAAGUUUGGUAAGUGCGAAUGGUUAAUUGCUUAUGGUCCUGAAAAAAAUUUGUCUCUCUGGGCUGCCCAUUGUCUCGAUGAUUUUGCUCCGGCAAGAUUCCCAAGGAUUACUUUAUGGAAUAACAAAGAAAUCAACUUUCCGGAAGUAUGUUCUAAAGGACUGCCACUUAGUAAUGUGUUUAUCACGAGGAAUCAGUUCUUUGAGCCACCUAUAGUUUGUUCGUGGGUUGAUCUACUACCUUGUAACACUCUAGUCUGGAUACAUUUAUAUUCCUCAACACCAACUCCUGGUGAAGAACGAUCUUCAAAAUCAAGUAUUGAAGAAGAUGGUCUCCCAAAAAAAAGUCAGACUGAUAUCUUACCAUUUUGUGCUAGAGGGAUUUUGGAUGUUGACAAUUACAGUGAUAAAAUUUCACAAGUUGCAGUUCUUCCUUGUUCGUUUGAAUCUGAAUUUGCUGCCUCUCUUAGUAUAAAUGGAGUGCUCCAAUUUUGGACAUUAUCUGCUACUUCUUGUGAUGUCAUGCCAACUUUAAAUUCCUCUUGGAAAUUUUCCGGAAUAACUAUUGUUUCACGUUCCAGUUCAAGGUACUCUUGCUUGAAUUGGGGACCUGCAAUGUCAAAUGAAGAAUGGAGCCUUUUUGUUGGACACGCUCACGGUGUAGAUUUUUUUAUUGUCACAACAUCAAAAAAUGAAGAAAAGAAAUUAUUAUGUCAUAACAUGUGCACCAUACCUUUUUUCAGAGAAGACAAUGUAGAAGGUCCAAAUAGUGUCUGCUUGAUUUCUUUACCUUCUACUGACAAUGAAACCUUUGUUUAUAAUAAUUUCUUGCUAGUAUCUGUAUGGAAGAGUGCUUUCCAGGCCCUUUCUUCAAAAAUUAGCAUCCACUACUAUGAUGAUUCUGGAAUCUCAUGCAACUGCAAUCUUGGGAAGCUAAAUAAUGUUAAAAAUAGUUCGUGCAGAUUCAAAAGUAGUUUUUGCAGUAAAACAUAUUGUGUUUCUGUUGAGCCUUGUUCAUCACGAGUCCCUGCUCCAUACAACCAUGACCUCGUUUCUAGCUUUGAAGUACUUUGUCCAACUAAUUAUGUUUUGAGCAUGGACCAGGAUUCUUCUUAUGAGAAGUGCAGUAAUCAUUUCUCUUAUCACCUGGUCACUGGUUGCAGUGAUGGUAGUUUGAAAAUCUGGAAAAGCAAGCUCGCUAAAAGCUUAAAUUCACAGUGGGAACUUGUCGGCUUGCUUUGUAUUCAUUCUGGUCCCAUUCUUGCAAUAUCUUCAAGUUCUUGUGGUAGGAGGAUUGCUACAAUCUCGAAAAUUGAUAAAGCAACUACUUCAAGUAAUCUCCAUAUAUGGGAAUGUGUGCACCUUAUGGAUCAAGGUAGCUUUAUCCUUGAGGAUACUUUGUAUUUUGAUUCAGAAGUAGUUGCAUUAAAUUGGUUGACUAUGGGAAAUGGUCAGUUGUUACUGGGGGUUUGUACGGGGAAUAAGUUACAGGUGUAUGGUCAAAGACGUUGUGGAGGCCAUUAUAUUAUGAAAUCAGAAACAUCCUUAGAGGGAAGGAUCUGGGUCUGUAUUGCUGAAUGCCACACUAAAGCCACCAUUCAUGACUUCUUCUGGGGCCCGAAAGCCACAAUAGUGGUUGCUCAUAGCGAGUAUUUUUCUCUCUAUAGUAGAUUAUUGUUUUUGGAGGGCAGCAAAAGUUUUUCCAAGUUUUGUGAAAAAAUGUACGGGGAUAGGUGCGUUUGCUGUAAUGGUUCUGAAGAACCGGCACCCAGUUCAUUAUACGAGGGUUUUGAUAAUCAUCGACGGUGCCAGUUUAGAUCCCCUAUGAAGAUGAACACGAUACUCGAAAUUAUCCCUGUUAUCAAUGUCAAAGUCUCUGAAAAGGAAUGCAAUUCAUUGACAAAUAUUGGCAUUUGGAGCAUGCUUGAGUUGAUGGAAAUGUUGGGAGGAUCAAUCCCUGUCAUUCACCCAGAUGCACUUCUUGUGAACUUACUUUCAGGUCAUUGGAAACGCUCACAUGUAGUCCUGAAUUGUUUCAGCGAACACAUCAGUUGUGAAACAUUUGCAAAGAGAUCCUGUUUUCAAAAUUUCAGGUGUUACACAUUACCUGUUCCCUUGUCAAACUAUCUUGAAGGAUGCACGUUGCGGAGUUCAGCAGACAAGUCCUUCCAAUGGAGUGGGGGUAUGUCAUCGUCACUUAGAGAGUCAUAUCAAUCUGCCUCAAAUUUGGGUAACUAUGAACCCCUUACUUCCCCAUCAAGAUGUGAAAUAUCUUCAUUCAUUGAAGCCUUUGACAAACUAUCCAAGUGUACAAUCAUGUCUGAUACUGAAGUGAUGUAUACUCGUGCUGCUAUAACCCUUUUGCAAGAAGUUAGCAAUACAGAGUUGGUAUCUCCUUAUGAAAGUCUUGAUGAUCCAGGUCGAAGGUUCUGGGUCGCAAUGAGAUUUCAGCUGCUAUAUUUUGUUGAAAGAUGCCACAGGUCACCAUUGGUCGGAGAGCUGGUUUCUCAGUCAUCCUUGAUUGGGUGGGCUUUUCAUUCUGGUUGCCAAGACACUUUAUUUGAUUCUCUCUUAUCUACUGAACCUUCUUGGGAAGAGAUGCGUGACAUAGGAAUUGGUUUCUGGUUUACAAAUGUCACACAACUACGCUCUAAGAUGGAGAAGCUAGCAAAACAGCAAUAUUUAAAAAAUAAAGACCCCAAGGCAUGCACACUUCUCUACAUUGCCUUGAAUAAAAUUCAAGUUUUGAGAGGCCUUUUCAGAAUUAGUAAAGAUGAAAAGGACAAACCUUUGGUGGGUUUUCUUUCUCGCAAUUUUCAGGAGGAUAAAAAUAAGGCAGCAGCUGUUAAAAAUGCAUAUGUUUUACUGGGAAAACAUGAACUUGAACUUGCAGUUGCAUUCUUUUUGCUUGGAGGUGACAUGACAUCUGCUGUCACUGUGUGUGUGAAGAACCUCAGAGAUGAGCAGCUUGGACUUCUAAUCUGUCAUCUUGUUGAAGGGUAUGGUGGACCAUUAGAGCAUUAUAUUGUUAUGAAAUUGCUUCUUCCAUCUGCAGUUGCUAAAGGUGAUUAUUGGCUUGCCAGUUUCUUGGAGUGGAUAUUAGGAAAUUAUUCACGAUCAUACCAGAGAAUGCUUGCUGUCCCACCUGAGUCCUGUCUCCAUAAGUAUGUUCUAUCCUCACACCAAGAUGCAUUUUUAGAUCCAAGCAUUGGACAAUACUGCCUAAUGUUAACAAUGAAAACUUGUAUGAGAAAUGUUGUUGGUGAGAAAAAUGCUGCAGCCUUGGGUAAAUGGGCAAAUUUGAUGUGUGCUACUGCCCUAAGCAGAUGUGGUCUGCCUCUUGAAGCUUUGGAGUGCCUUUGCUCAUCGCUCAACAUCUUUGCUAGUUCAGAUCUAGGAAGUAUAGCACGCAACGCAGACACUGAAAUAUUUAAUGUUGGUACCCUGGAAGUGUUAGUAAAUAAGAGUAUGUCAAACUGGAUAACAGGCGGUGUAGCAUUUGAUGUAGCUUCAAAUGCAAGAAUAGAUUUAGCGAUGCAGUACAUUACAAAGUUGUUGAGAAAACACCCAUGCUGGAUUGACAUCGAUAAGAGACAUAUUCAAGCAUAUACUUACACCGAGCCUGAGUAUGAAGCCCGUAAGAGAUUGCUUAAUAUGUUCCAAGACGAAUUAUUGGAAACAGUGUUAUGCUUAGAGCAGAAGUUCUCGGUCACAUCUAUUGAUCUUAUGAACAUGAUAUUUUUGUCCCUCAGCAACAAAAAUUUGGAGUGCAUUGGAUAUAGCCUGUUAUACGACUAUACUAGCAAAUACACCUUGGAAGAGAAAGGAAGAUUUAAUAUUUUCUUUUCUUAUCCUCCCGUUCCCAAACGACUUCUGAAGGUCGCUGAGGAUGUACUGCAUUCACUUUCUAGGUAUGUCAUUGUGUGUGGCAUGAGUUAUUUCAACCCAGAAUUAUCUUCAGGGAGAGGCAAUGCGGCCACUACACAUGGAAUUGGUUUCAUACAACCUUUGGAAUUAUACAAGUGGAGUUUCAUUUGCUCAUUAUGUUGUGUUAGAGAAAUGAUGAUGUUGUAUUCUAUUUCCUCGAACCAUAUUUUCACUAGAAAUCAUUUCAUUGUUCUCAAUUUAUUUGAGAUCUUCUUAUACUUCUCAACAUUUUGGGCUCAAAGAAAUUUGAGGGGUCUUACGAUGAUUUUGACACCUCUUGUAGCUGCAUGUGAUGAAGGAAUUGCUUCUCACGAGAUCAAUAUAGAGGAUCUCCGGGGAAUCCUCUUCCAGAAUUCGGAAAGUAUGAUUCAUGAUACCCCAGGUAUUGGUGUAGCAUCUCUGCACAUCAAUGAUGAGAAAUUGCAUAAACAGGUUGGAGAUCUAUUGUCAUCAGUUUCAAAAGAAAAAGUUUGGCAAACCAUCGGUCUCUUUUUGUGGGGAACCGUUUCUAUUAUUCUGGAAUAUCAGGUAUGUAUCGUGCCUCUAGAACCCAGAGGCCGUAAAUUUGUACCCCAGGACACCACUCAAAAACCAUCUUCUUCAUCAGUUCAUGAUGGCAACUCCCCGGUUGAGAUGGUCUCAGUACUUGCAAGAUUAUUGAAGGAAACUUGUGGCCAUGUAUCUGAUUAUUGUGUAAAACAGUUAGCAUCAUUCAUGCUGGAGAGAGUAUCAAAAAGUGCCUAUUUGUGCCCUGAAUAUAGAUCUCCCACUAAGAUUUUGGAUCAUUUUAUUGAGAAUGUGAAUAUUUUGUCAGAUGGAGAUGAGUUGUCAUCCUCAAAGAUGUUUAGGAGUAUUUGCACUGAGCUUUGGGAAGUGAAGGGCGACUUUUUGCAAGAGAAGACACAGUUAUUGCAGUAUAUUAAGUAUAAGUCCUUGAGUGGAUGGCAUAAUGUGUAUCCUGAUAUUAUGGGGGCGUGUGAAGCUGAGGAAACUUGUGACAAAGAUGUUAAGCUUGACAGUCCGAGCAGUGCUGCUGGAUCUCCUCUUGCAUGCUUGUCCCCUAAUGAUCAUCCAUUUCUAAAUUCCAGUGGGAAAUAUUCAGAUCUUCAAGAAAAUAUAUUGCCUUUUGAUAAACCUAAAGAAAUAUAUAGGAGAAAUGGAGAACUCCUAGAGGCUUUGUGUUUUAACUCCGUUGAUCGUUGUCAGGGUGCUCUAUCUAGCAAUCGGAAGGGCAUACUUUUCUUUAACUGGAAGGAUGGACUUUCUUGUGCGCAUAGAUCUGAUUUUGUAUGGGAAAAGGCUGAUUGGCCAUGUAAUGGCUGCACAAGAUAUGAGGCUACUGCAAUUUCCUUACAUGUUUCACCAGAAGUUGUGUUGAGCAAGAAAAUGACAUCACCGGAGCUUGGUGGAGCAACAGUUAGUGUAGGCUCUUCAUUGAGACCUAUGAAAGUGUUUACAAGCAGGGGAACAUUUGGAGUUCCAGGCUAUGCUGGUAUUACUUCCGGCCUUGGCUGGGGAGUCCAACAAGACAUUGAUGAAUGUGUCUUCCCUCCGGUUACAGUGGAAAAUGUUAGAUCAAGGGCGUUCUCAACUCACCCUUCAAGACCAUUUUUUUUGGUUGGUUCUAGUAGUGAACAUAUAUACUUAUGGGAGUAUGGCAAGGACAGAGCUUCUGCUACGUAUGGUGUGGUCCCUGCUACCAAUGUCCCUCGUUCUUAUGCUCUCGCCUACAUAUCUUCUGUGCAGUUUGACUAUUAUGGUCACCGAUUUGUGACUGCUGCAUCAGAUGGUACAGUGUCAACAUGGCAACUUGAAGUUGGAGGGAAGAGUAACAUUCAUCCAACAGAGUCCUCUAUAUGCUUCAAAAACUAUACAUCGGAUGCUACCUAUAUUACAACUAGUGGUUCUAUCAUAGCUGCUGCGGGGUAUAGCUCCAAUGGGGUUAAUGUUGUUAUAUGGGAUACACUGGCUCCACCAACUACAUCUCAAGCAUCCAUAAUGUGCCAUGAAGGUGGUGCGAGCUCUCUGUCGGUAUUCGAUAAUGAUAUAGGAAGUGGGUCGAUUUCUCCUCUUAUUGUCACCGGAGGAAAAGGUGGUGAUGUUGGAAUCCAUGAUUUCCGCUACAUAGCAACAGGGAGGGCGGCAAAGAAAAAUAAUAAGCAUUUUGAUAUGAGUCAACAGAGCGUGCAUUCCACUGUAGACAUGCAUUAUAGAACUGGUGAUCAGAAUCGAAAUGGUAUGUUAUGGUACAUACCCAAGGCCCACACAGCGAGUGUCACCAAGAUUUGUACUAUACCGAACACAAGUUUUUUCUUGACGGGCAGCAAAGACGGAGAUGUAAAACUUUGGGAUGCAAAGAGGGCGAGACUAGUAUUUCAUUGGCCAAAACUGCAUGAAAGGCACACUUUCCUGCAACCAACCUCUCACGGCUUUGGUGGAGUUCGGGCAGGUGUUACAAAUAUGCAAAUUGUUUCUACUGGUUUUGUUUCUUGUGGCGGAGAUGGUUCUGUAAGGCUGGUUAGUGUGAAAGGAGGCGUGAAACAUGCGCACACAAAUAACUUAUAUUCAACCAGCUAGUCGAGUUGAAAUCGUUUCCCCUUGCAUUGGCUCAUUAUUUGGUGAUAUACAAAGUAGUUUGACUUCUCAGUUCUGGAUGUCGGUGAACAUAAUUGGUUCUGCAAGGCUGAUACUUGAUACUUGUCAAUCCAGUCCUCCAUCGUUUGGUGAAAUGUUGAGGAAUGCCUGAAUGUCUAAAUGAGCUUUCUCGUGAGUUAUUUUCUCCAAGAAUCAACAUAAAUCAAUUUCCCUUGUGGUCUGAAAUUGUUCUAUGCUGUAAAUCAAAUUUCCCUCCAUCACAUACAUACCGUUGAUAUCUUAUUUAGAGAUGUAUGGCUACAAGGUCAAAUACUUAAAAUUGCCAGUUCAUUCAUAAUUAAUACAUCAGCAAUUAUUUAUACAUUCCCUUGAUCCCUUGAUCCCUUGAUCCUAUCACUAAUGACAAAUUAUAUCCUACAACUGGGUGUACAUCUGGAUGUACCAUGUAUAUGAG
Messenger RNA from Cuscuta epithymum, 8125 nucleotides. Lineage: Eukaryota; Viridiplantae; Streptophyta; Magnoliopsida; Solanales; Convolvulaceae. The record is from the annotation of a GenBank genome assembly.